Messenger RNA from Megachile rotundata (alfalfa leafcutting bee), 843 nucleotides. RefSeq lists its product as uncharacterized. Lineage: Eukaryota; Metazoa; Arthropoda; Insecta; Hymenoptera; Megachilidae. The record is from RefSeq and is a predicted model, not a curated record.
AUGUUGGUCUACCUCGACGACGUCAUUAUUUUGUAUUUGGUAACGUUUCUCUAUCCGGCCAGUGGCAUAUUGACAACAGAGGUACCUAGAGAUUUCCAACCAGCGACAAGUUUACAAUCUCCGCCCAUUGGUUACUUACCAACUACGAACACCGUGUCCCCAAAACUUUCGCAACACGCUGUUUUCGCCAACCAUGCCUUGGACAAUGGCUUGGAAGACGUCGGGGCCUCAGGUAGAGGUUUUACAGAAAGACAAACACAAGCCGGGUAUUCAUACCUGAAACCACUAUUGAUCGACCUCAAGUUACCGUCCAGAGAUCAGAAGAUUAAAUCAAUCACCGAUAAGCAAAGAACGGCGAAGCAGGUGCAAACGAGCCACGGAAUAUCGACAACUGGCACGGUUAAAACGUCGAUAAAUGGUGGGUCGAGGCUGCGAUCCAGGGUCGAACAUCAUCCCCACGUUCCUCAACGAUCUUCCUCGUAUCAAGUUGUGGAAGAGCGCGAUGAAUACCUAACGGACGAUUCGGAUCAUGCAGGAUUGGUCUAUCGUGGGAAGGCUCAGACGACGAAUCCCCAUCGUAAUUCGCAAGACAUAACGACGGUCAUCAAAGCUCUCGAUCACUUCCUGAGCGGGAUUCUAAACGAUGAUAGUUACAACAGCGAGCUACAUCCACCGCCCAAUCCUGUUUUAGCCCUGGUCCUAUCUCGAUAUGGCCGCUACGUGCUCGGGGCACGAAACCCUCGCGUGUACGCGCACAUGGCCGUAAACAACAUACACAACAACAAACCGUUUGGUAGCUAUAAGCUCGAAUGCGACCAAGUGCCCACCUACGUUCGCAGAUAA